Molecule: messenger RNA, 888 nt
Organism: Rhagoletis zephyria (snowberry fruit fly)
Lineage: Eukaryota; Metazoa; Arthropoda; Insecta; Diptera; Tephritidae
Product: sporozoite surface protein 2-like
Source: RefSeq, a predicted model, not a curated record
AUGAAGGUUUCGCUUUUGUUUAUAUUUAGCAGCAUCUGCUUGGCAGAAUGCUACCGAUUGGGUUCGUCAGCAGCGAGUAGUGCUAAUGAAUUGGAAUAUCCAAGGCUUGACUUCGCUUCCUAUGUUGCCAUAAGGGACCUUCUUUCACGGCUUCUUACCAACAAAAAUAAUAACAAUAAUGACAACAAUGUAGCUGUAACUGGCAAAAUUCCGAACUCCGUGGAAGCAGCAAAUACCCCAGCUGAGUUCGAAGUAAAUUCUCCCGUUAACACAGAUACCGAGUCACAGUUUGUCGUUGCGCAACCGCCAAAUGAAAAUAGUGUUGGCUCAGUUCUAGAUUUUCCAGUCGAACCUCCAUUUCUUGAAAAACAAACUCAAGGCAGCCAAGAGGGGCCACUAAUUCCAACAGAUCUUGAAGCUGUUAAUACUAACAACAAUCAACCAUUGUCUCCUCCAUUGCCUACGAAUCAAAAUCGUCCGAGACCACCAAGCUCAUCGAUAAGCGCGGCUGUUCAGCCUGUGUUGCCCAUCUCUAAUAGCCAGAGCGUAUCGUAUCCAGCUGGUGAGUCCAACUCUAUACUGGCACAAUCACCACAAGCUUCUCAACCACCACAAGCUCCCCAAACACCAAGUUCCAUUGAAAGUUUUCCAACACCGCCACAAAUUUCCAGCCGACCUCAGGAAUUUCCAACGCCACCACAAUUGUCAAGCAACGCAGAAAAUAAUUCCAUACCAGCUUCGAAUUCCAAUUCAAAUCGCCCAUUACCGCCAAUAAGUUCUCUUCCAAGUCGUCCAAAUUCAGCUUUGCCUAGUCUGGCUUAUCUACUGUCAACUUUAAAUCAGAAUGGCUCGAUUCCAUCAGCGCCUCACGCGCCUUUUUUGGGUUAA